UGAUAUCCGAAGUGCUAGUUUACUCCAUAUAAAUUAUACAACUGGCGGUGCGAGGGCUUACACAAAGCUAAACUACAGAAACACCAAGUAUUUCGCAGAUUAACGACAAACUAAGUUUGAAUGACACUGAAUUGGGAUUUACAAAUAAGAAUAUUCUGUCAAAGGCUACGUCCCCAAAUAGUUGACUCAGAUACAGAAGUUUACUUAACAGUGCAAACAAAUAAAGGCCAUAUUUUGCUGAUUGUGGAUAAACUUGUACCAUACCAUGUACAAUUUGUUCUUGAAGAAGGCCAGGAGAAUGUGCAAAGCGCAGUCAAUGAAUAUGUGAAUUCUUCUUUCAAAAAUCCAAAUACAACUAUAACCAGCUUAUUCAAUUCAUGCUUACAAAAAUGGGAUACUUUUGCGAAAGCAAGGUUGAAUUCAUCUAAAUCUACUUCAGAGCACGAACAAGGUGAAAAGGAUGCUUCCACCAUUGAAAAAGGACAUGAAAAAUCCAUUGACCAAGUUUCAGAUAAGUUUUCAGACUUGAACAUCAAACAGAAAGAUAUCUCCAACGGGGUUUUCCGUUCUGGCUCCAAAAAUUUGAGGAUACAAUCUUUAGAUUAUGAAAGAGAGGAAAAGGACUUGGGAAGGGAAUUAUUAAAACCAAAUAGUCCAAUUUCUAAGCAGGUGUUAUCUGAAAGGGAAAGUCAUGAUCAGGAUGAUGUUCAUCAAGUCACUUCUUCUCAAAAUCUUCAGACCCCGAAACCUGCUAGAACCGUACAACUUGAAGGAAACGACUACACUCUUGAAUUAACAGACCUCAAUUUGCUGAACGUUGGUGUACUAAAAGCACCAAGGUUGCGAUUGGUGGUAAAAUGUGUUCGCUGUCACUACGGCAAUGAGGCUACUGUCCAGGAAAAAUGUUCAUUAUCCUGUUCAAGAUGCAAUAAUGGUCUUCAAAUCAUAUGGUUACCAGGAACUGUUUAUGUGAAUUCAGCUAGAUUGGGUGUACUUGAUUUGAUCGGAUGUGCACCCGUUGACGUUCUACCCAUUGAUUGUUUUGUUUCUUGUUUGGAAUGCACUGAUGAGCAAAUAAUGGCUUUUAAAGGUCUUUCCUCCAUGCAGCCUAUGGUCCAAUUUUGCAGGUCAUGUAAGACGAGGACAUUAGUUCAGUAUCAGGAUACAAAAUUCCAGUUACUUAAACAACGAGAACAAGCCCUCGGUUCCAAGAAGCCUUCCAAAGGAAACAAGAAACAAAAUCUUGGGAUUGUAAAGGGUACGCCUCUUCCUAAUCGUGGAGCUUGUGAGCACUACAAGAAAUCAUAUCGAUGGUUUCGUUUUCCAUGCUGUAAUCGAAUUUAUCCUUGCGAUAAGUGUCAUGACAUCGAUCAGGAUCAUUUAUAUGAGUAUGCAAAUAGGAUUAUUUGCGGUUAUUGCUCCUUUGAAUCUAUGUAUACCAAAGAAGGAACAUGCUCACAUUGUGGAAACUUCACAACACGUCGCCAAAAAAGUGCUUUUUGGGAAGGUGGACAAGGAAUGAGAGAUCCAAUUCGAAUGAGUAGAAAAGACCCCAGAAAAUACAAGAGAGUUAUUUGAUACGAAUGAUGGAAUACAACCCUGUUUCUAUAGCUCAAGAAAAGUAUAAUGAAAUUUUUAUGAUUAUAGCAUAUAGAACAAAAUACAAUCGAAUAAGGCUAG
Messenger RNA from Schizosaccharomyces cryophilus OY26, 1680 nucleotides. Its product is annotated as zf-CHY type zinc finger protein. The record is from RefSeq and is a predicted model, not a curated record. Bases 121 to 1578 code for a protein of 485 amino acids. The transcript is spliced from 3 exons. NCBI's taxonomy places the organism in Eukaryota, Fungi, Ascomycota, Schizosaccharomycetes, Schizosaccharomycetales, Schizosaccharomycetaceae. Gene Ontology annotation, molecular function: zinc ion binding.